This is a messenger RNA of Macrosteles quadrilineatus (aster leafhopper), 1284 nucleotides long. Its product is annotated as acyl-protein thioesterase 1-like. NCBI's taxonomy places the organism in Eukaryota, Metazoa, Arthropoda, Insecta, Hemiptera, Cicadellidae. The coding region runs from base 192 to 857 and encodes 221 amino acids. Gene Ontology annotation, molecular function: carboxylic ester hydrolase activity; palmitoyl-(protein) hydrolase activity. The transcript has 7 exons. Gene Ontology annotation, cellular component: cytoplasm. Gene Ontology annotation, biological process: protein depalmitoylation. The record is from RefSeq and is a predicted model, not a curated record.
UUUUGACUUUUUGCCGUGAAGCAAAAUACUCGAGUCGAGAAUAUCAUCAAGCUAUCGGAAACUAGUAACUUAAUUUAGGUCUUUUGAAUUUAGUGGGAUAACAUAAAAGUUUGUUUCGAAAGUAGCCUUCCUGUUUUUCUCUAGGACUAGGCCUUUCCAGUGUCAACUCGGUAGCAAGUUUAUCCACCACAAUGGCAUCGGCAACCCCCGUGGUUAUUGCUGCCACAGCCAAACAGACCGCUACGUUAAUCUUUCUCCAUGGGCUGGGAGACACAGGGCAUGGUUGGGCCACUGCGAUGACAGAAAUCCGUCAGCCCUACAUGAAAGUCAUCUGUCCUACAGCUCCGACGAUGCCGGUGACGCUCAACAGUGGGUUCAGGAUGCCGUCGUGGUUCGACCUCAAGUCUCUGGAGGCGUCCGGACCGGAGGAUGAGGUGGGGAUCAAGAAGGCUGCGGAGAAUAUCCACGCACUUAUAGAGUCUGAGGAGAAAAACGGCAUCCCUAGUGACAGGAUCCUUCUGGGGGGCUUCUCACAGGGUGGUGCUCUUGCCCUAUACUCGGCUCUGACCUUCCCCAAGAAGCUGGCCGGAGUCAUGGCUCUGUCGUGUUGGCUCCCUCUACACAAGUCAUUCCCAUCGGUGUUAAACGCCGCCAACAAGGACACACCGAUAAUACAGUGCCACGGUGACUGUGAUCCGAUCGUUCCUUACAAGUGGGGUCAGCUGACUGCGUCCAUCCUCAAAACUCUGGUCAAGAGUGCUGAGUUCAAGACGUACAGGGGCAUGAUGCACAGUUCCUCUGAAGAGGAGCUGCAAGAUCUGAAAGGAUUCGUGGAGAAAGUGCUGCCCAGCAAGUGAGAUGUGCCAAAAACAAUUACCUCUCCGUUUUGUUAUGUCAAAUCGUUAUUUAAAUAUGGCCCCAAAAAGCACUAAAAUCAAAUUACCUAGCAAAGCUUGAAAUCUGAUUCUAUAUUUUAUUUAUGAUGACAAGAUUUCACACUUCGAGAGUUCGUCACAGACAUUCCUACGAGGAGAGUAAUCUCCAGAACUUGUAUAUUUAGCAUGGAAAUGUGUUGUUAAAUACAAUUAGGGUUACAGAUUACCCUAGAUUCUGCAUUUUGAAUCGUAUAGAGUAUUCAACUAUAGAUACUCCUCCUUCUAGUCCUAAUAAUUAUAAGGAAAUUAAAUUUCUGUUAGAAUAAAUUUUAGCAUAAGUGUUCUUAAUUGGAUGUCCACUGAACGGCAUUUAGCAAUACUUGGCCAAAUACAGCGUUUAUUAACCCAA